Molecule: messenger RNA, 1133 nt
Organism: Sphaeramia orbicularis (orbiculate cardinalfish)
Lineage: Eukaryota; Metazoa; Chordata; Actinopteri; Kurtiformes; Apogonidae
Gene: cd79b
Product: CD79b molecule, immunoglobulin-associated beta
Exons: 5
Coding region: 100-738 (212 amino acids)
Biological process (GO): B cell receptor signaling pathway; B cell differentiation
Cellular component (GO): external side of plasma membrane; B cell receptor complex
Source: RefSeq, a predicted model, not a curated record
CUUUGUCUCUGUGAACACAACAUUGUUUUUUAUGUCCAAAUAGAUCUAGGCAUAUUUGUGGACAUCACUAUUUGAAAUAUUUUUCUUUUGCAUUUCAUCAUGCGCUGGUUGCUGGCUGGAUGCUGUGGACUUGUUUUGAUCAGCUUUUCAGUGGCUGUGAACGAAAGAAGUUCCACGUUACAUGUUUCCCAGAAGCCUCGGUUCUAUGGUGUGUUGACAGGUCGACGAGUGGGCAUUUACUGCGUAUCCUCAAAGCGACACUCGCAGGAAACUGCACAGUGGUUCAAGGCCCCCAGAUAUGACAAAAAGGAAGAGAAAACCCAACUAUUUGCAGGAGGACGUACUGUUAUCAGUAACUUCAAUCAGACCAAAGAUGCCAUCCUCAUCCUCACUAAUCUGCAAGUGGAGGACCAGGGAGUGUACUUCUGCGAGAUAAAUGGCAUACUGGGACCUGGGACUGAAGUCCAUGUUGCCAGCCCUGUCAAUAUUGGUAAUGCACUGUACAGGAGCCAGCUGAAAGAUGGUCUCAUGGUCCUCCAGGGACUACUGUUGGCCUUCUGUAUUGCUGCUAUACUGUUACGCAAACAAUCACUGUUGGAAAAGAAGGACAGUCUAUAUGAGGAGCCAGAAACUGAUCACAUCUAUGAGGGUUUGGCGAUUGAAUCAUGUGGAGUCGACCUGUAUGAGGACCUGUCUGUGUACGCCCAGGCUGACGGAGCUGAGGCCCCAUGGGAAUGAGCCUGACAUGAACGAAAUAUUUAUCACCACAUCCACAGCUUCACAAUAAGUAACCAGGCAAUGUAAAUACAACAGGAGGAUUGUCAUUGUCCUCAGGUAGUGGAGCCAUUAUCUUCAUUUUUUUCUGCAAUGCUGUUGAUAAUAUACUACGCAUUCAUGUUUUGAAUUAAUCUAGUGUAAAGUGACAUGUACUCCAAUGGUUGGUGCUUUGUGGGAAUUUAACUCUUGUGUUGUGUUGUCUGUUGAUUUAUCUUUGUACAGUGGGUCUGAACAACUUUGUGAGUAAUAAUACACAUCAGAACUUGAUCACAGGCCUCUGCAUUACUGUUGUACAAUAAAACUCCAGUUGUUAAAAUAACCGUCUUGCUGUUUCAAGAAUGAAAACAAUAAAUAUG